Molecule: messenger RNA, 4046 nt
Organism: Salvelinus sp. IW2-2015
Lineage: Eukaryota; Metazoa; Chordata; Actinopteri; Salmoniformes; Salmonidae
Source: RefSeq, a predicted model, not a curated record
AAACACAAACAACAAGAGUAGCGAGCCGACAAGACAUCAACACGCAGUGACCGUAGGAGAGGGGGGAAAUAAUAAAUACAAUAUUUUUAAUCAUUCACAAAAUAUUGAAUGAAUGAAGAUUGUACACACAAAUAACGUAUUUGAAAAAUAAACAACAUUGCUUCAGUAAGCAGUUUGAAGGGAGGUGGUCAGGAAUCAAAGGUGUCCUCACCUGGAGAGUCUCGGUCAAGCCACGUUUCAGUUGGAGAGAGAACGACAGAAGGAGAGAGAAGAGAGGGAGAGGAGGAGGGAGAGAGUCACGUCUGUUCCUGGCAGCUGUUCCAGCAGCCUGUUUUCUUCUCUGCGUUUAGAUUUAAAUCGAGAAGGAUCUUUAUUUUUUUAAGUGUGAUAUUACUGCUGUUGUCGUCCAAUCAUUAUUGUUACUAUCGACAGUGUUUUAUUUAGUUUUUUUCGUCGUUAUUGACUUGACAGUUUAUUCUAAUUUCUUUGUUCUUGUUUUUUAUUUGUACUACUUUUUUCGGCUGUGAGCAGAGGCUUCUUCCAAACUGUUCUCUUACCCGAACCAGAACUCUAUCCCCUAUACACACUUGAAACAGGCAGCUAUUCUCUAUCUCUGUGUGUUUUGGGGAGCUCUGUGAUCACAGCUAAAUAAGCACCACUCAGCCUUCUCACCUAAGCCUAACUAAGCCAGUCCUAGCCUGAUCCAGCCUGGUCCGCUCUUCUGGACAGGAUACUCAGCUCUGUAAAGACGUAAGGAAUAUGACUGCUGAGACACUUAACUUCGGCCCCGAAUGGCUCCGUGCACUAUCCAGUGGGGGGAGUGUGACGUCCCCCCCUCCUUCCCCCGCCAUGCCAAAGUACAAGCUGGCCGAGUAUCGCUACGGCCGAGAGGAGAUGUUAGCACUUUAUAUCAAAGAGAACAAGGCCCCGGAGGACAUGCAGGAUAAGGAGUUUGCUUCUAUUCUGCAAGAUGAGCCCAUGCAGCCGCUGGCACUGGAGCCUCUCACUGAGGAGGAGCAGAGGAACUUCUCAAUGUCUGUGAACAGUGUGGCUGUGCUGAGGCUCAUGGGUAAAGGAGGGGGAGUUGCCCCAGCGGGCGUGGCACGGGGCAGAGGCACCACGCGAGGAGGAGGCCGAGGGCGAGGUCGAGGCGAGAGUGGAGGAUUCUACCAAAGAAGUAUUGAGGAGGGAGAGGUAGGCUUCGGCCGUGGAGCCAGAGAGAUCCACCGCAGCCAGAGCUGGGACGAUAGGGGCGAGAGGCGUUUUGAGAAGCCUGUGCGUGCCAGGGAGGGGGUACGUGUUGGCUUCGAGGAGGCGACCGGUGUCCCUGUGCCUGGGGUACCGAGGAAGGACUACACACGGUCGGACAGUGAGAACUGGCGUAGCCUCCGAGAGGAGCAGGAGGAGGAGGAGGAGGAGGAGGGGGCCGACCCUGGGGGCAGCUGGAGACUGGCCGGAGCACGGAGAUUAGAUGAUGGAGGUCCAAAGUCAGCAGGCUGGCGGGAGCACGACGGUCAGGUUGAGGGGCGUCGCAGGAAGUUUGAGUUUGACUUCGGCGGGGGUCGCAGGCGGGCCGGCAGCGAGGGGUUAGAGGACGACAGAGACGGACUGCCUGAGUGGUGCACUGAUGAAGAAGGAGAGAUGGGCACCUUCGACGCUUCCGGAGCCUUCCUACCCAUAUCCAAGGGAGGAAAGGAGGAUGAAUUUGACUUCCAGGGAAUAGAAGAGGAGGAAGAAGGGGGGGAGAGUCUUUCUGACAUGAAGAGGAUCAUGAAUGGAGGACAGAGAGUCGAUGUAAAGGAAUCCGCUGGUACCAGUCCCUCUUCCUCCUCCUCCUCCUCCUCUCCCCCCGGCCCCCUCUCUGCCCCUCCAGCUCUGGCUCUCAACCCCCCCAUGCCCCAGCUGUCCCUCACCGUGGCUGAGCUGGAGGCCUCUCAAAUGGCCAACAGCCACCCUGUCUCUGUUCCUGUCCCUGUCAAGGCCAGCAAGAUGCCAAGUGAAGUUCUCGAGGGCUCUCCAGCAGGGUCCUCCACCACCCAACAGAGCCCCAGCACCACCUCCAGUCUGCCUUCACCCCCUCCCUCCUCUGCUGCUAACCAUCUCUCCCUGCCACCGGGGGGUGACACCGAGGACGACGAGGGCAUGAAGCACCUGCAACAGGAGGCAGAGAAGAUGGUGGCGUCCCUGCAGGACACGUCUCUGGAGGAGGAGAGUUUCACUCAGACGCUGCAGGAGAGCAGAAACACAGCCUCCGCCCUGCCCCUCUCCCACGACGCUGCCAUGAAGUGGUUCUACAAGGACCCCCAGGCAGAGAUCCAGGGUCCAUUCACCACCCUGGAGAUGUGCGAGUGGUUCCAGGCAGGCUACUUCUCCAUGUCUCUGCUGGUGAAGAGGGGCUGUGACGAGGGCUUCCAGCCGCUGGGUGACGUCAUCAAGAUGUGGGGACGCGUGCCUUUCGCCCCCGGGCCCUCCCCYCCGCCCCUGCUGGUGAGACCUCCACCGCCACGCCCUCAGCCUCUACCGCCCCGGGGGUCUGCUGGUAGCAUGGAUCAGGACCGUCUGAAGAAGCAGCAGGAGCAGGCAGCAGCAGUUCUCUAUCAACAGCUCCAGCAGCAGCAGCAGCUAUUCCAGCUCAUCAGCAGGUGCGGAGAGCAGGGUAUUUUGCCUUCGGUGAACAGGUCGAUGUCAGUGCCAGAUACAGGGUCCAUGUGGGACAUGCAUACCUCAGCUUCACAGCAAUCAGGCGGUGAAGCCAGUUUAUGGGACUUAACAAUGAAUUCUUCAACUCAGGGUCCAACUCUCGAACAGCUUCAGAAGCUCCAGCAGGAGAGGAGAGAAGCUGAACUCAGGGCGAAGCGCGAGGAGGAGGAACAGCGCAAGAGGAGGGAAGAGAAGAGGAGGCAGCAGGAGGAGCAGAAGAGGAGGGAGGAGGAGGAGAUCUUCAGACGCAAACAGUGUCGCCAGCAGCAGGAGCUGAUCAUGAAGCUGCUCCAGCAGGCCCCCCAGCAGGGCUCAGGCUCUGGGGUUGGGUCUGGCUGGGGCACUGGGGGUCUCAACAAGUCAGGGGCCAAGGGCCUCAGUCUGCUUGACAUGCAGGAGGCAGAGAGGCUUCUUAAACAGCAGCAGAGAGCCCAGCAGCAGCAGAGAGAACGUCACCAAGGCCUGUCAAUGGGGGGUUCCUCCAUGGGUCAGUGGGGGGAUGGAGGUGCUGUCACGGGGGGCCUGUGGGGAGGCGGAGGGGGGUGGAGGGUAAGGCUGGGGCGGCAUGGGUCUGUGGGACGAGGCGGUGAAGAACCAGACCAGAAGUACAGCAUGCAGGGACUGAAGAACAGCCGCAGCCAGCCCUCACUCAGCUGUAGUGAGCAGUAUAUGCUGAGCUGUAGGAAGCAGCGUACGGAUGAGGAGGACAAGCUGCUGAAGCUGCUGCAGGGCAUCAAGACGCCUCAGGAUGGGUUCACCACCUGGUGUGAACAGAUGCUGCACGCCCUCAACACCCAAGCCAACAACACCUCUUCUCCACUGGACGUGUCCACCAUCGUGGCGUACCUGAAGGAGGUGGAGUCUCCCUACGAGGUCCAUGACUUUAUCCGCUCCUACCUGGGAGACACCAUGGAAGCCAAAGAGUUCGCCAAGCACUUCCUGGAYCGCCGUGCCAAACAGAAACAGAACCUGCAGCGGCAGCAGCAGCAGCUAUCAAAGGAAGUAGCAGGGCUGGCCAUGAACAACUUCCCUCUGCCGGACUCCAUGCGGGGAGUGAGCCCCAGCACCCUGCAGUCCAUGUUCCAGGCCGCCCAGAUGGGGAAGGGAGGGCUGUACGACACCCAGGGGGCUAUGAAGAAGAAGAAACAGCCUGUGGUGCUGCACUCAGACCCCAGCAUCUUAGGGUACUCAUACCACAACGCGGGCGAGCGUCUGAGCCUGAAUGAGAUGGAGAUGGUGGAGGAUUACUGAUCCAGAUCUGAUCAGCGGCAAUAGCUACUACCUGAGGCCUUCUGUCUACUAAUCAGACAAAUCUGAUGACGAAUGUGCACUGCUUGAAGGGAGGG